AUGAUAAACCUCCACUAACAGUAUAGAAUAGUAAAAUACUGUCUGGGUCAUGGUUAGAGAUGAUCAACCACCUCUAACAGUAUAGAGUACUGUCUGGGUCAUGGUUAGAGAUGAUCAACCACCUCUAACAGUAUAGAAUAUUAAAAUACUGUCUGGGUCAUGGUUAGAGAUGAUCAACCACCUCUAACAGUAUAGAAUAGUAAAAUACUGUCUGGGUCAUGGUUAGAGAUGAUCAACCACCUCUAACAGUAUAGAAUAGUAAAAUACUGUCUGGGUCAUGGUUAGAGAUGAUCAACCACCUCUAACAGUAUAGAAUAGUAAAAUACUGUCUGGGUCAUGGUUAGAGAUGAUCAACCUCCACUAACAGUAUAGAAUAGUAAAAUACUGUCUGGGUCAUGGUUAGAGAUGAUCAACCACCUCUAACAGUAUAGAAUAGCAGAACAGUAGGGUUGGAAGAAUUUCCCUUUAUGGAAUCAAUGUUGCUGUGUUGUUACACAUGUAAGCUCUGCCUACAUGCUGACCCAUAUUCUACCCUUUCCCCCCUACUGGGCAGAGCCAAGAAAAGCCAAACCCAAAUGUGCUGGAAAGAACCAUGUAAAAUAAACAGACCAUUCAGUAUAGUUCGGGUCGGCACCAUAAUGUGAAAAGGAGUCCACUGUGGUCCAUCCAGCUCUUGAUGUUGUUCUGGACCAGUCGUGGUCCAGCUCUUGAUGUUGUCCUGGACCAAUCGUGUUCCAGCUCUUGACGUUGUCCUGGACCAAUCGUGUUCCAGCUCUUGACGUUGUCCUGGACCAAUCGUGGUCCAGCUCUUGAUGUUGUCCUGGACCAAUCGUGGUCCAGCUGUUGACGUUGUACUGGACCAAUCGUGGUUGUCCUGGACCAAUUGUGGUGCAGCUCUUGAUGUUGUCCUGGACCAAUCGUGUUCCAGCUCUUGACGUUGUCCUGGACCAAUCGUGGUCCAGCUCUUGACGCUGUACUGGACCAAUCGUGGUUGUCCUGGACCAAUCGUGUUCCAGCUCUUGAUGUUGUCCUGGACCAAUUGUGGUCCAGCUGUUGACGUUGUACUGGACCAAUCGUGGUUGUCCUGGACCAAUUGUGGUGCAGCUCUUGAUGUUGUCCUGGACCAAUCGUGUUCCAGCUCUUGACGUUGUCCUGGACCAAUCGUGGUCCAGCUCUUGACGCUGUACUGGACCAAUCGUGGUUGUCCUGGACCAAUCGUGUUCCAGCUCUUGAUGUUGUCCUGGACCAAUUGUGGUCCAGCUCUUGAUGUUGUCCUUGACCAGUCGUGUUCCAGCUCUUGAUGUUGUCCUGGACCAAUCGUGGUCCAGCUCUUGAUGUUGUCCUGGACCAAUCGUGGUCCAGCUCUUGAUGUUGUCCUGGACCAAUCGUGGUCCAGCUCUUGAUGUUGUCCUGCUGCUCUCUCCUGUAGAACACCUAGGCCAGAACAUCUCCAAGUCCCACCAGGAGACGUGUCAGUACCUGAGGGAGGAGCUACAGAGCAUGACCUGGCAGGCCUUCCUCCAGGAGGAGAUAGAGACCUACCAGACGAAGCCGGAGGAGGUGAUGUGGCAGCUGUGUGCCAUCAAGAUAACGGAGGCCAUCCAGUACGUGGUGGAGUUCGCCAAACGCAUCGACGGCUUCAUGGAGCUCUGUCAGAACGACCAGAUAGUGUUGCUCAAAGCAGGGUCUCUUGAGGUGGUGUUCAUCAGAAUGUGUCGUGCCUUUGACUCUCAGAACAGCACCGUCUACUUUGAUGGGAAGUACGCUGGGACCGACGUCUUCAAAGCGUUAGGUUGUGACGAUCUGAUUCGCUUAGUCUUUGAGUUUGGGAAGAGUAUGUCUGUCAUCCAUCUCUCUGAGGAGGAGAUCGCUCUCUUCUCCGCGUACGUCCUGAUGUCUGCAGAUCGGACGUGGCUUCAGGAGAAGGUGAAGGUAGAGAAGCUGCAACAGAAGAUCCAGCUGGCUCUCCAACAUGUCCUUCAGAAGAACGGCAGAGAGGAUGUGGUUCUCACUAAGUUGAUAUGCAAAGUGUCGACCCUGCGGGCGUUAGUCAGCCGGCACACAGAGAAGCUGACGGCCUUCAGAGCAACGUACCCAGACAUUGUCCAAGCCCACUUCCCUCCACUAUACAGGGAGCUGUUUGGCUCAGACUUUAACCAGGGCUCCAUGUCCAUAGACGGCUAGCCGAAGAGCCCGUCGGUGACCUACCGUACGGUAUCUGCCCUGUACUGUAGUUUACGUCAUGGAGCCAGUGUUGAUCUUUGGGAGACAGAGAGACACGUUGAAUGAGAGACACUCAGACAGGGCCUCGGUCCUGUGGCUCUGACUUGCUCUUACCUGGACAGA
Messenger RNA from Oncorhynchus keta (chum salmon), 2346 nucleotides. RefSeq names its product nuclear receptor ROR-alpha A-like. The coding region runs from base 1369 to 2184 and encodes 271 amino acids. Gene Ontology annotation, cellular component: nucleus. Gene Ontology annotation, biological process: regulation of transcription by RNA polymerase II. The record is from RefSeq and is a predicted model, not a curated record. NCBI's taxonomy places the organism in Eukaryota, Metazoa, Chordata, Actinopteri, Salmoniformes, Salmonidae. The transcript has 7 exons. Gene Ontology annotation, molecular function: nuclear receptor activity; RNA polymerase II cis-regulatory region sequence-specific DNA binding.